AUGGUCCUCGGCUUCGAGCGCAUCAACGAGCGCACCCAACGCCCGAACGCGCACAUAAACUUCAUACGCACACUGCCCGGCCCAACAUCGUCCACGGCGGAAAGCAUCCUGAACCGCGUCGCAGCGAUAUGCUACCCCUUCAUGAAGUCGCACAUGAUCCUUGUUCAGGCGCUUGAAGAAUUUCCCUAUAACACCGAGUUUGUUGGCCGCAAUUUCAACGCUGGCGAAGUCAUACAACUGGUGCUCAGAGACCGAAAUGGAAGAUGGCUACCACAGAGGAUGGUGGAGAUGGUCAUGGCACAUGAGCUCGCGCACUGCAAGCAGAUGAAUCACUCGAAGGCUUUCUGGAAGGUUCGAGAUGGCUACGCGGUGGAAUUGAGGGGGCUUUGGGCAAAGGGGUACACUGGCGAAGGACUGUGGGGUAGGGGUAGAGAUCUGGAUACAGGAGCUUUGCAAGCGAGCGAUGGCGAGGCUGUAGAUGUACCCGAGCAUCUGUGUGGUGGCACAUAUGGACGGAAGGGAAACAAGAGGAAGAGAGGUGGAAAGGAGAAGCCCGUGCUGAGCUAUGCAGAAAGGAAGCAACGAAGGAUACUGAAGAAGUUCGGAGCUGGAGGUCAGGCAUUGGGUGCCGACGACGACACAAAAGUGAAGCUGGAGAAGGGCGUCCCAAAGAAAGGCAAGCCUAGGGUCGCUGGUAGUGCACGAGGACGGGACCUCCGAGCUGCGGCGGCAUUGGCACGCUUUGAGCCAGUCAAGAAGGAAGAGGAGGUCGUGAUAAAGAAAGAAGAACCGUCAUCGGACAGCGAAACUGAAGACGAGUUUGUCGAGGGCGAUCAAGACGGCGCAGCGGUAGACGUAGAUGGCAAGAGCAUGUUCGACGACAAAGGCCGCGCCCUGAUCAAGAUCUGCGAGGAUGAAGACGACAGAGAUGGUGAUGCAAGGAGGGAGAUGGACGAGAUACAAGGUUUUGCGCCGCAGCCCAAAUCAGCGAAGAAGACAACAUCGUCCAAAGCCUCGAGCAAGCCGGCAGCGCCGAAGCCAACGAAGACUCAGACUCAGACUGCAUCAAAUACCGCCUCGCGAUCGACUGCUACUCCUAGAACAUCAGCAGGGUCGGCCAACUCCCUUCCAGAGAUCUACAAACCCCGUCCCAAACCAAACACUUUCGCCGCACAACCUCGGCCAUUGCAGAGCUCUGCCUGUCUCAUAUGCUCACUCGAGAACGAGGCCGGAGCAUUGACAUGCGGCGCUUGCGCAAACGUACUUAAAGAGGACUUUGUACCCGACCACUGGCGAUGCAAGAGCGCUGCUUGCGAGGGAAGCCAGUACAUCAACGCCGGGGACGCAGGUGCUUGUGGAGUCUGUGGGAUGACCAGGAAGAAAUGA
Molecule: messenger RNA, 1386 nt
Organism: Alternaria ventricosa
Lineage: Eukaryota; Fungi; Ascomycota; Dothideomycetes; Pleosporales; Pleosporaceae
Exons: 1
Coding region: 1-1386 (461 amino acids)
Source: RefSeq, a predicted model, not a curated record